Chrysoperla carnea is the source of this 1952-nucleotide messenger RNA. Its product is annotated as zinc finger protein OZF-like. Gene Ontology annotation, cellular component: nucleus. The record is from RefSeq and is a predicted model, not a curated record. Gene Ontology annotation, molecular function: zinc ion binding; RNA polymerase II cis-regulatory region sequence-specific DNA binding; DNA-binding transcription factor activity, RNA polymerase II-specific. NCBI's taxonomy places the organism in Eukaryota, Metazoa, Arthropoda, Insecta, Neuroptera, Chrysopidae. Bases 60 to 1691 code for a protein of 543 amino acids. Gene Ontology annotation, biological process: regulation of DNA-templated transcription. The transcript has a single exon.
UCGAGCAUGAAGGUAUGAAUUAUUUAAAUUAGUGAAAGUUUAACUAAUUUUAACUAGACAUGUAUAACUUCGAAACUAUAUGUCGAAGUUGCUCAUGUACCGGUGAUUUAGAAUCUUUGUUUGACAAUAAACAAACGAUUGUUGCUGAAAUGUUUACUAAUAUUAUCGGUUUAAAAAUUAUGAAGGAUGAUAAUUAUCCUCAAAACAUUUGUGUUUACUGUUUGAGAAAACUAAAGGAUGCGUAUUAUUUUAAAAAACAAUGCCUUGAAAUGCAUACGAAAUUUCAAGAAUAUUUACAGAUAAACGAAAAUCAAACAAUUACUAUCAAGUCAGAAUCUCCAACUAAUCUAGAUAUAAAAGAACCUGAAAUUAUUGUAAAGGAAGUGAACAUAUUUCUCGAUCAUGGAGAAAAUGAUGAUCUCGAUCAAGUGGACAACAUUUCAAUAAAACAAGAAGAUUUAGACGAGAAUGUACAAGGUGAUCAAAAAAAUGUAGAAAUCAAAAAUGAAGUAAUUGAAUCGAAAAUAGAUAAACAGAAAUCUGAAUGUUCAAUUUGUUUAAAAAAAGUAUUAAAUUUAAGAGAACAUCUACGAAUCCAUGAAAGCGAAAAACCGUUUGAAUGUGAAGUUUGUGGUAUGAAAUUUUCCGUAAAAAAAUAUUGUUUACGACAUAUGAAAAAACACAGUGCAAAUAAAUUAUACUCUUGUAAUGUGUGUAAUCAAAAAUUUAAUGCAAAAAUUAGUUUAGCUGAUCACGUGAAGAGUCGUCAUUCAACAGAAAAACCAUUUGAAUGUGAAUUAUGUGACAAAAAGUAUAAAAAUAAAUACCAUCUUCAAGAACAUGUUGAAGUUACACAUGAUAGUUCAAUGGUUAAUUUGGAAAAAUUACAUUCAUGUAAUCAAUGUGGAAAAAUAUUUCGAAGAAAACUGUAUUUAAUACGACAUCAACUAAUUCAUACGGGUGAUAAACCAUAUAAAUGUAAUUUGUGUAAUCAAAGUUUUCGACAAGAGCCCCAUUUAAAAACACAUUAUCGUACACACAGUGGUGAAAAACCACAUCAGUGUACGGUUUGUGAUAAGAAAUUUGCUCAAAAUGGUAAUUUAACUGUUCACAUGCGUACACAUACGCAUCUGAAAAUGCUAAAAUUGAAUAGUAAUGAAAGUUUAGCAAAUGAGGAGUUACAACACUUUCCCAAAGCAUUUUUAUGUUCUUAUUGUGGGCGAGGAUUUGCUACGAACAUUCAAUUAACGUAUCAUAUUCGCACACAUACAGGGGAAAAACCAUUUAAAUGUGACUUAUGUGAAAAAGCAUUUUCUCGAGCACAAACUUAUCAAUUGCAUCAAAAAACCCACACAGGCGAAAAACCGUAUAAAUGUGAAUAUUGUGGGAAAUUGUUUUUGUAUAAAAUGUGGUUACAAAAUCAUCAACUAAUUCAUACAGGCGACAAACCAUAUACGUGUAAUGUGUGUAAUCAAAGUUUUCGACAACAGGUCCAUUUAAAUGCGCAUUAUCGUACACACAGUGGUGAAAAACCGCAUCAGUGUACGGUUUGUGAUAAGAAAUUUGCACAAAGUGGUAAUUUAACUGUUCACAUGCGUACACAUACGGGGGAAACUCCUUAUGUAUGUUCGAUCUGUAAUAAGGGUUUUUAUGAUUCAAGUAGUAUGAAAAAACAUAAAAAAAAUCAUUAAUUCUUAUGGAUUAAUCUUAUAUUAUUCGUUGAAGAACAGAGCUGGCGACACUCAUAGCAAAUUUAGCAACUUCUUGCUAUACUUCCAUCAAAUUAGAUGAGAUUUCAUAUGAUUUACUGAAGUUUUGGAAGUAGCUAUGCCAAGUUUCAGCUUUUUACCUUUAGUAUAAUUUCCAUUUGCGCAACAAAAACUGGUGAUAUGGAAAAAUAAUCAAUUUUCCAUGUUUUUUGCAGUUUAAUCGAAAGUUUUCGAAUGUAAUAU